This is a messenger RNA of Penicillium macrosclerotiorum, 939 nucleotides long. Its product is annotated as peptidase C45 acyl-coenzyme A:6-aminopenicillanic acid acyl-transferase. Bases 1 to 939 code for a protein of 312 amino acids. The record is from RefSeq and is a predicted model, not a curated record. The transcript is spliced from 4 exons. Lineage: Eukaryota; Fungi; Ascomycota; Eurotiomycetes; Eurotiales; Aspergillaceae.
AUGCUAGAGAUAACCUGCUCUGGCACCCCCUACGAGAUUGGAUUCCGUCAUGGAAAAGAAGCAGCAGAUUUAAUCCAGGGAAGCUUGGACUUCUACAAGACCUAUUUUCUGAAGAAAAGCAACUUGGCCUGGGCAGAGGCUUCAGAAGUCGCUCAAAAAUAUCUUCCGUUUCUCGCAAAAUAUGUCCCCCAGCUUGUGGAAGAGAUGCGAGGCAUCGCUGACGGCGCCAAAGUCGAUUUCCUAUCCAUACUCGCACUAAACACUCGAUCGGAGAUAUCGAUGGGAAUGAUGGAUGAUGGCUGCACAUCCGUAGCCUGGCAAACGCAAGAGUUCAGCACUGCAGGCCAAAAUUGGGACUGGGAAGAUCCUCAAAAGGAACGGUUGGUGCUGAUGCACAUUAAUCCAAGCCAGGACGAGGAUGGACACAAGCCCAAAGUUAGUCAGGUCACCGAAGCAGGUAUCAUCGGCAAAAGUGGGAUUAACUCCUCCGGAGUCGGGGUAUUCCUGAAUGCAAUACGUGCUCGCGGCAUCAACUUCAAUGGAAUCCCUAUCCAUCUCGCUCUCCGACACGCAUUGGAGAUGUCAUCUCGCCUGGAAGCUGUAGAAAAGCUAAGCUCGUUGGGCUUCGGAACUUCCGGCCACAUCAUGAUUGCAGAUAUCUCUGGCGCAACUUCCCUUGAGUUUACCCAUGUGGAUGUUGUGCGAAUGGAGAUGGUCGACGGACAAAUCGCCCAUACUAAUCAUUUCUUGGCAAAGCAUGUAGUUGAGGCGCCGAAGAGUGUGGACCUCCCAGAUUCAGUCUCAAGAAUGAAGCGAAUUGCCACCCUUCUGCGCGAGGGAAAUUCUCAGCUCAUCGAGGAGCUUACAGCACGGGAAGCCGUCGAGAAGAUGCUGGAGGAUGAAGAGAGGACUUCCAACAGCAAUAAAUCGAAAGAGUAG